AUGGGCAACCACCGCGGCACUCACCACCACCACAUAAGCUCCUUCAACCCCUCAUGCUGCUUCAGACCUUCCCCAACAGAAGACACCCCAAAGAGAUCAGCUCCGACUGACAAAACCUCUUACUCCUCUUCUCACUCGAAGCAGAAGCGCCUGUUCCGCAUCGGCUCCUUGUCCUUCACCCUGUCGUCGCCGCGAAUCAGCUGGAUGGGCCAGAUAAAGAGAUGCAGGCCAUCUUCUCACGACUCCUCCUCCUCCACCUCCUCCUCCUCCUCAGCCACCACUUCCUCAACCAGGAGUGGUUCUUGGUCUUCCAGGGGGAGCAGCAAGUUAAUAAGGAUCACAAAGGUUCUCCUGGGGAGGAGUGCAAGCCCUCCGGUAUCCCCGGGGGAAGGAGCUGACGACCACAGUGCGUCCGGAGUUAGCAUCAGCGUUGUCGACAUGGACCCGCCGCUCCCGGUGCUGAGGCGAGCUGCAAGGAGUGAGGAAUCGAACAGUUUGUGGGAGAGGAGAUGUGGUGGAGCUGCACUCAGGGGCCUCCAGACUCAGCUGCCGCAGCAGCAACUCUGUGCUGUGGUGUUCUAG
This is a messenger RNA of Musa acuminata AAA Group (dessert banana), 582 nucleotides long. RefSeq lists its product as uncharacterized. NCBI's taxonomy places the organism in Eukaryota, Viridiplantae, Streptophyta, Magnoliopsida, Zingiberales, Musaceae. Bases 1 to 582 code for a protein of 193 amino acids. The transcript has a single exon. The record is from RefSeq and is a predicted model, not a curated record.